Acanthosepion pharaonis is the source of this 1752-nucleotide messenger RNA. NCBI's taxonomy places the organism in Eukaryota, Metazoa, Mollusca, Cephalopoda, Sepiida, Sepiidae. The record is from the annotation of a GenBank genome assembly.
AUGCCCAACCUCUUAGGGCAUAUAAACCAGAAGGACGCUGCUAUACAGGUGCACGAGUUUCUGCCUCUCGUCGAACUCGGAUGCUCGAAACUUCUUCGUUUCUUCCUCUGCUCUUUCUAUGCCCCGAUGUGCACUGAAAUGGUGAAUGCCGCCCUUGUUGUGUCGGCAUGUCGGUCCAUGUGCCUUGAGGUGAAAUCGAAAUGCGAACCCGUGCUUAAGAACCUGAUGUUUUCGUGGCCGGUGGCGCUGGAUUGCCAGCAGCUGCCGGAGAACUCGAACAAAAAGCACUUGUGCAUGGAAGCCCCCAACGUGACAGACGACCCAGACCUUCAACCGGAGACUGUCAAUGCCGAAUGGUGGAGCAUCGUGCAGUCAUUUAAGGAGAAAACAACUGAGUCUACGGGCAAAAAAUUACGGUUCGGCCCUUACGGGCUAGGUCGGGAACCAGGAUCCUCAAUCCAUUCCCCUUGUCCGGAUCGUUUUGUUUACGUCGAUAAACUCGGGGGUCGCAACUAUUCGUGUGCACCCCGUUGUAACAUUGAUGUUUACUUCAAACAAGAGGAUAAACGCUUCGCCGAGAUUUGGCUACUUGUGUGGGCUGCUUUCUGUUGCAUUUCGACAACUAUCACCGUCCUGACAUUCGCGAUCGACACUUCACGUUUCAAAUACCCGGAAAGGCCGAUAAUCUUCUUAUCCAUGUGCUACGCAAUCUAUUCGGGUGCUUACAUGAUACGGGGUAUCACCGGCCCUAACUCUAUAUCGUGUGACAGGUUACGGGACGGUACGGAAUUUCUCAUCCAAGAAGGCCUGGAAAGCACGUGGUGCAUUGUUGUUUUCUUGAUACUAUAUUACUUUGGGAUGGCAAGCGCCAUCUGGUGGGUCAUCCUAACCCUGACAUGGUUCCUGGCGGCCGGGCGAAAGUGGGUCCAGGAGGCGAUAGAAGCUCUUAGUAGUUAUUUUCAUGUGGCUGCUUGGGCUAUCCCUGCGGUGAAGACCAUCGUCAUUCUAACUAUGCGACGUGUAGAUGGUGAUGAGUUAACCGGCCUCUGUUUUGUCGGCAACCAGGACGUGGUCGCCCUAACUGGAUUUGUACUCGCGCCUUUAAUAACCUAUCUCCUCACCGGCACUCUUUUUAUAUUUGCCGGGUUUUUUGCCAUGUUUAAGAUACGUCGGAACUUGAAACAGGACGGUACCAACAUUCGCAAGCUGGAAAAACUUAUGGCAAAAAUCGGUAUCUUUUCCGUAUUGUACACGGUGCCGGCCACUUGUGUAAUUGGAUGUUACCUUUACGAACGUCUCAACUUUGAUAACUGGAAAACAGAGGCGAUGCGUCGUCGGUGUCGGACAAGUCGAAAUGGUGCGAAGGACUGCGCCCUAUCGCAUUCCAUACCGACCGUGGAGGUCUACAUGCUCAAGAUUUUUAUGUCUCUCAUUGUCGGAAUUACCAGCGGCAUGUGGAUUUGGAGUUAUAAGACAAUUAACUCUUGGAAGAAUUUUUUUCACAGUCGCUUUUCACGGCGGAAACACAGCUACCACGGAAAUUACCAACAGGCUCCUGUGUCCCUCAUGAAAAUUCAAGGGCAAAAGGUGGUUCCUAAAAACAUAUUAAGUACUUUGGAAGGAGGGACGUGGCGAGAACCCCUCAAAAAAAGCUGCCAGUUAUCUAUCUAUCUAUCUAUCUAUCUAUCUAUCUAUCUGUGCGUGUGUUUGUUCAACGCAGAAACCAGCUCCACAUAUAUUGGACGGUCAUGA